AGCCUUUCCACGCGGGACUCCGGGGCGCGACGAGGGCGGUGUAAGCAGGAAAACAGAUGACUCUCUUUCCCUGAAAUUCCUUCUGUGAAAUGACAGGUGGACCCGGCAGCCAUCUGCCGUCUGGAGGGCCGCUCUGGGCAUGGACACCCUUUUCCCUACCUGGAGGAUCACAGGUGGUAGUGUCGUCAUCCACUCACGAAACUGCUAAGGUCAUCUCAGGGGCGUGUGCGCCAGGAUAGUAGGGCGGCGUCCGAGGGCCACAGAGCCAUGCCUUUCGGUCUGAAGCUCCGCCGGACUCGGCGCUACAACGUCCUGAGCAAGAACUGCUUCGUCACUCGUAUCCGCUUGCUGGACAGCAAUGUCAUCGAGUGCACAUUGUCGGUGGAAAGCACGGGGCAGGAGUGUCUGGAGGCUGUGGCCCAGAGGCUGGAGUUGCGGGAGACACACUACUUUGGCCUUUGGUUUCUCAGCAAGAGCCAGCAAGCACGAUGGGUGGAGCUGGAGAAACCUCUGAAGAAACAUCUGGACAAAUUCGCUAAUGAGCCUCUGCUUUUCUUCGGAGUCAUGUUCUAUGUGCCAAAUGUGUCAUGGCUUCAGCAGGAGGCCACACGAUACCAGUAUUACCUGCAAGUCAAAAAAGACGUGCUGGAAGGGCGAUUACGGUGUACAUUGGAACAAGUGAUUCGCCUAGCUGGCUUAGCUGUGCAAGCUGAUUUUGGAGACUAUAAUCAGUUCGAUUCUCAAGAUUUCCUCAGAGAGUAUGUGCUAUUUCCUAUGGAUUUGGCCUUAGAAGAGGCUGUUCUGGAGGAGCUGACCCAGAAGGUAGCCCAAGAACACAAAGCUCACAGUGGAAUCUUGCCAGCAGAAGCCGAGCUUAUGUACAUCAAUGAAGUGGAACAUUUGGAUGGAUUUGGACAGGAAAUCUUCCCCAUGAAGGACAAUCACGGAAACAGUGUGCACCUUGGCAUUUUCUUUAUGGGGAUUUUCGUGAGAAACAGAAUUGGAAGACAAGCAGUAAUAUACAGGUGGAAUGACAUCGGGAAUAUCACCCAUAACAAGUCCGCCAUUCUAGUCGAGCUCAUCAACAAAGAAGAGACUGCCCUCUUCCACACGGAUGAUAUCGAAAAUGCCAAGUAUAUUUCUCGGUUAUUUGUUACACGGCACAAGUUUUACAAACAAAACAAAAUCUGCACAGAGCAGUCAAAUUCUCCACCUCCCAUCAGACGCCAGCCUACCUGGAGCCGGUCCUCUCUGCCCAGGCAGCAGCCGUACAUCUUGCCUCCUGUGCAUGGCCAGUGUGGGGAGCACUACUCGGAAACACACACUUCGCAAGAUAGCAUUUUCCACGGGAAUGAAGAAGCCUUGUAUUGCAACUCUCACAACAGCCUGGACUUGAACUAUGUAAACGGCACUGUCACCAACGGCAGUGUGUGCAGUGUUCACAGCGUCAACUCCCUCAGCUGCUCACAGAGUUUCAUCCAGGCUUCCCCGGUGUCCUCCAACCUCAGCAUCCCUGGGAGCGACAUCAUGCGGGCUGACUACAUCCCCAGCCACCGGCACAGUGCCAUCAUCGUGCCCUCUUACAGGCCGACCCCUGAUUAUGAGACAGUCAUGCGGCAAAUGAAGAGGGGGAUGGUGCACACGGACAGCCAGAGCCAGUCUCUGCGCAACCUCAACAUUCUCAACACCCAUGCCUACAACCAGCCGGAGGACCUGGUGUACAGCCAGCCCGAGAUGCGGGAGAAACACCCCUACACCAUCGCUUAUGGGCCACAGGGGGGCUAUGGUAACAAACUGGUCGGUCCCUCUGACCACAUGAACCCAAAGAGUAUUGUGGUGCCCAGCAAGCCGGGGGCCAGUGCCAUCUCCCACACAGUGAGCACCCCGGAGCUGGCCAACAUGCAGCUGCAAGGCAGCCAUCCCUACAGCACAGCCCACAUGCUCAAGAACUAUCUCUUCAGGCCGCCGCCCCCCUACCCGAGGCCGCGCCCCGCCACCAGCACCCCAGACCUGGCCAGCCACCGCCACAAGUACGUCAGUGGCAGCAGCCCGGACCUGGUGACCAGGAAGGUGCAGCUGUCUGUGAAGACCUUCCAAGAGGACAGCUCUCCCGUGGUCCAUCAGUCCCUCCAGGAGGUGAGCGAGCCCCUCACGGCCACCAAGCACCACGGCUCGGUGAACAAGCGCCACAGCCUGGAGGUGAUGAACAGCAUGGUGCGCGGCAUGGAAGCCAUGGCGCUCAAGUCGCUGCACCUCCCCUUGGCGCGCCGCGGCACGCUCCGGGAGCAGGGCCCGCCCGCCGAGGCCCCCCAGCUCCCGCAGUUCCACCACAAGAAGACCUUCUCCGACGCCACCAUGCUGAUCCACAGCAGUGAGAGUGAGGAGGACGAGGAGGCCCCCGAGCCCGUGCCCCCGAUCCCCGCGCUCCGCGACAAGAUGGAGUACAGCGCCCAGCUGCAGGCGGCCCUGGCCCGCAUCCCCAACAAGCCCCCGCCCGAGUACCCGGGGCCCAGGAAGAGCGUGAGCAACGGGGCGCUGCGGCCGGACCCGCCCAGCCUGCCGCCCGCCGCCGCCCGGGCCAGGGCGCUGAGGCACGGGCCCGCCAAGGCCGUCAGCGCCGCACGGCCCGACCCGCCCGCCGGCAGCGGGGCCGCUCUCGGCCCGUCCAUCUCGGAGCCCGACCUGACCAGCGUGAAGGAGCGGGUCAAAAAGGAGCCGGUGAAGGAGAGACCCGUGUCCGAAAUGUUUUCCCUGGAGGACAGCAUUAUAGAGAGAGAGAUGAUGAUCAGGAAUCUAGAGAAGCAGAAGAUGGCAGGCCUGGAGGCACAGAAGAGGCCGCUGAUGCUGGCAGCACUGAAUGGGCUCUCGGUGGCUCGGGUCUCAGGGAGAGAUGAGAGUCGAGUUGAUGCCACCUGCGUUCCCAUGGACGAGAGGUUCAGAACCCUGAAGAAGAAGCUAGAAGAAGGAAUGGUGUUCACAGAAUAUGAGCAAAUCCCAAAGAAAAAGGCAAAUGGCGUUUUCAGCACUGCAGCUCUGCCAGAAAAUGCUGAGCGCAGCCGAAUCCGGGAAGUUGUCCCCUAUGAGGAAAAUCGAGUGGAGCUGAUUCCAACCAAAGAAAACAACACCGGAUACAUCAAUGCCUCCCACAUCAAGGUGGUGGUUGGUGGGGCAGAAUGGCACUAUAUAGCCACCCAGGGGCCCUUGCCACACACAUGCCAUGACUUCUGGCAGAUGGUAUGGGAGCAGGGAGUGAAUGUGAUUGCCAUGGUCACUGCAGAAGAGGAGGGCGGACGAACCAAAAGCCACCGAUACUGGCCCAAACUGGGUUCCAAGCACAGCUCAGCCACCUAUGGCAAGUUCAAGGUCACCACAAAGUUUCGAACAGAUUCUGGUUGCUAUGCAACCACAGGCUUAAAGGUCAAGCACCUUCUAUCUGGUCAGGAAAGGACGGUAUGGCAUUUGCAAUAUACUGACUGGCCAGAUCACGGUUGCCCAGAAGAUGUCCAAGGAUUUUUGUCCUACUUGGAGGAAAUCCAGUCUGUCCGUCGCCAUACCAACAGCAUGCUGGAAGGCACCCAGAGCCGGCACCCUCCCAUUGUCGUCCACUGCAGUGCCGGGGUUGGGAGGACUGGUGUGGUCAUUCUUUCUGAGCUGAUGAUCUACUGCCUGGAGCACAAUGAAAAGGUGGAAGUACCCAUGAUGCUGAGGCUCCUUAGGGAGCAAAGGAUGUUCAUGAUCCAGACCAUCGCUCAGUACAAGUUUGUCUACCAGGUCCUCAUCCAGUUCCUCCAAAACUCCAGACUCAUUUGAUUGUCGCUCAUGGAGGAGGGACGUCAGCCCUGGGGUAAAGGUGGAGAGGCACCUCCAGACAACACCUGCUCCCCCGGUGGGGGACAGGUAGCUGGCAGCAGGCAGGCCCCGGCUCUCUAAAGAUAGGAGCCAAGAUCAUUUACACACACCAUGUAUUAUUUUGUAUGAGAUAAUUUAUUUUUCUCCCUUUGGAAUAACUUUUGUGAAUUAUUAUAAUGCAGUUUUCGGGCUAAUAUAGUACUUUACAUUUGAACCACAUUUUGACUGAUCUGCAUUGUAAUACGUCAGUAGGGAAGGUUGCCUGGUGGGUGAGUCAUUUGGGGGACAGAGACAUAAGGGAACACAUCUCUAGUGAAGUUGUAGGCAGAUUUGUAACUACCCUAAAAUUAAUCAGCUCAAUUGCUUUAUCUAAAUCAAAGAUGGCAAGAAAUUGAAUUCACCCUGAAAUAUAAAGAAAAGGGCUGUUUCCUGAAGGAAGAAAUACUAUUCUCUUACCUUUAGGGGCUCAUGAGCCUUAAUGGACAGCUAGUUUCCUCUCUUUUCCUGUCUGUCCACAUCCUCAAUAAUCUCUUAUCCACCCUCUCCCCUACCCUACCCUGACUUAAGAUGGCAACAGCUAAAGAAAAAUGUUUAACUCUGAAGGAAUCACCAUGUUUUGGGCUGCAGGAGGAGCGCUGUGCUGUGUUUUUUUUGGCCACCCCUCACUCUGGCCUCCAGAGCUUGUGUAUACCCUCUGGGGACUGUGUCCUGGGUAUUUGCUGCUUCUCCUCACUUGUACCAGUGCCCCAGUCUGGUGGCAUUAAGGCACUGGGUCAGGUCAUCGGGCAGCCAGGCCUCUUGCCUGAUUGAAAGAGGAUAAUGGAACAGUGGGAAGAGAAUGGGGUCAGGCAGGGCCCCAGUAAUUGGGUCUUAUUAAAUAAGACGCAUGUGCUAGACUGGGAGCUGAGGUCUAGAUGCUGAGUGUGUUCCAUCUUUCCAUCAGUCACUCAGUCAUAGGAAAUCCUAUAAAGAAAACAGUUGGAAGAGAUGAUUUGCGUAAGCUGUUUGGCACUUGGGGGCCAAAGUAGGGGGCCCCUGUCCAGAAGCCAUACAAAGUAUGACCCCCUUCUGUGCUGCUGUUUUUAGGUUUCAGCUGGCAGGAAGAGCGACUUCAUCCCCCUCGGGUAAUCCAGAUCUUGGCCCACUGAUGAAAGACGGUAGAAUCUGUCAUUCACAAAGACCUUUGCAUCUUUCCUUUUCUCCAUAUAACCUCCUCUCUGAUCCGUUCUGGUCUUCACUGCCCUCAAUUUGAAGCUCAGUUCUUAGUUUCUUCUUGUGAUUUCAUUGGUCAAUAUCCCUCUGAAUUAUUUUUGUUGUUUUGGAAGCAGGGUCUUCCUCUGUUGCCCAGGCUAGAGUGCAGUGCCAUCUUCUUGCUCACUACAACCUUAAACUCCUGGGUUCAGGUGAUACUUUUGUCUCAGACUCCCAAUUAGCUUGGGCUACAGAUUCAUGCUCUACCACACCCAGCUAAUUUUUUUUUUUUUGUAGGGUUGGGGUCUCACUCUUGCCCAAGCUGGUCUUGAGCUCCUGGCCUCAGGCAGUCUUCCUGCCUCGGUAUCCCAAAGUGCUGGGAUUACAGGCGUGAGCCACUGUGCCCAGCCUGAAUUUCUUAGGUUUUAGUACACAAUAAAUUGUAAUCUGUCCAUUUUCUCUUUCAUUGAAUUUUUGGGAAUUUUCCUUUUUAUCUCAUGUUUUUCUUGAGUACAACUUGGGUAUACAUCUAUUAGUACAUGGUGAUAGGAAGUCACAAAAGCAUGCUCUUCCUGGUUGAUUGGAGGUCCUGCCGCCUUUGUCUUCACAGCUCAGGGAAAAUAAGACAGCCAUGGGAGAAGAUAUUUAGAACACCACAGGGGUCAGUCCUAAGAGCAAAACCACAGUUACGUUUUCCUUUGUACUUCUAUUAGUAGUUCUUCUUGACUACAACUUUUAAACUGUUCUUUCAUUGCUGUCGCCCCUCCACUGAAAAGACAAAGCAUGGCAUCAAAUCAACCAGACAGAGCUCACUUUUGUCACUCCUGUCACCACAUAGUAACAGAUGUGUAUCAGAGUAGAUUCCCCAUUAACUCCUUUAGAAUAUGAAUCAACCUAGUUUCUUUUUUUGUUGUUGUUGACAUAGAGUCUCACUCUGUCACCCUUGGUAGAAUGCUGUGGCGUUAUAGCUCACAGCAACCUCAAAUUCUUGGGCUCAAGCAAUUCUUUUGCCUCCUUAGUAGCUGGGACUACAGACCCAGCUUUUUUGGGUUUUUUUGGUUAGCAGGCCCAGGCCGGGUUUGAACCCACGAGCCUGGAGCAUGUGGCCGGCGCCCUAACCAUUGAGCUAUGGGCGCCCAGCCGAAUCAACCCAGUGUCACAUCUGGCCGGCUAUGGCAGUAGUUCUGCUCUCUAUUUAGACUUCAGCCAAGCUUUAUAGAUGCCGGAAUUUUGGUGUAUGACCUGAACAGAAAACCAUUAGUACAACAUCUCUUUUUGAUGGAACAGAGCCCAUAACCCUUCCUAGGAGAAGCUCAUCAUCAGGCCAAAAGGUGUUUCUUUUCUUUCCUUGGGUCUUUUUUCUCAUCCUUGGGAUAUUCUACUCUUAGGGAUGUUUUAGUGAUUGUUCUCAGUUACUGGUUUAUUGCACAAUGAACAACGUCAGUCUGUAUCUGUCAUCUCUAAACACUGGCGUGGGAACUGUUGAAAUACCUCAUGUGGGCCACAUGUAGAUCUCGUAUCUCUGAGCUCAUCACUCCUGGGCUUCUUUUUAACUCAUCCUCUGUUCCCACUGUUUGCUGUGGGAGUAUUUGUUAAUGCACAAAAUGCGAGGAGGAAGUAAGUUUACUAUCCAGCCUUCUAGCCAAAGUUUUUAUUGAAACCCAAAGGAUAGCAUUUAAAAGUUACUCCACAUGUUUUGUUUUUUUAUAAACAAAUGCUUUUGGUCUUUUAGCACAUUUUGUGUUCUUUUUCACAUCUCCAGUAAAAUUAUCUCCUGUUAAAUUAGCAGCAGCCAUUUAAAGUCCUUUCGGUGGCAUCUGCAUAAUAAUUGCCCAGAGAUGCUUUAUAUCUGGGAAGCAAGCCAAGAAAUAAACCUUGAAGCAAAGUGUAUUAAAUUAGUUACCUAGUUAGAGCUUUUGGAAUGAUUUCCCCGUGAUGUAUCUAGUCUGAAGCUGGAGCUGUCAGCCUCUAUUGCUGCAAUUUGAAUUUGAAGGGAGAAAAUUAAAAAUGGAAGGGAAAAAAGAUACCAUCUCACAACAAAGUUAUGAAAUAUUUUUUGGCCUCUGGUUUUGAAGUUUUCCAGUUGAACUGUUUUGUUUCUUUCAUCUGCACUCACUUGGAUACACUGACCCAUGGUGUUCAUCCUUGUUUACUGUGGUCCCUGGAUCGUGGGGACUGAAUUUAAUAUCUCCAUCCUUGAGAUGAAGCAACCUGCUGGCACAGCUGAGGAGUGUCCUGCUGAGCUUUCUUGGGUCUCCUUCUGUUCUAAGGAGACGCCACCCUACUAAAAGUCUCUGUAACCUUUAUAGGUUGCAUUUACAUGUGGAUACACUUCUUUAGCAGCCUUAAAGAGAGAUGUCAAACAUUCAUAUUUUUUACAUGACAGUAAAGAAGAAUGGGCUUCUCUACUCAGUUGGAGGUGAACCACAAGUUCAGGAAAGAUGGAAUAUUUUUUGAUUAAUAAACUUCUGAGGAGGUUAAAUUGAGAGAAUUUUACUUCUACAAUUUUGUGGUUCUACAUUGAAAAGAAGAACUACUUUUUAAAUUAUAAUUAAACUGUUAUUGUUUAUCAAAGAGUCACUUGGCUUUUUCUGGCCCCUCCCCCUGAAUGGAGGGUCUCUGUAAACUCUGCUGGGCGUGAGUCUUGUGUGACUUACCAUCAGCUAAUACUUGGCCCUUAUUCUACCUUCUCUCAGAUUUUACUUGUCAGUUAUAAACUCUAGUGAGUGCUGACACAAGGGCUCAUGCCUAUAAUCCUAACACUUUGAGAGGCCAAGAGUUUAAGAACAAGCUGAGCCAAGAGUGAGACCCCCCAUCUCUAAAAAAAUAUUUUAAAAAUUAACUGGGUAUGGUAGCACAUGCCUGUAGUCCCAGGUACUUGGGAGGAAGAUGCAGGAUCAUUGAAGAGUUCAAGGUUACAGUGAUGUAUGAUGACAGCACUGCACUCCAGUCUGCUGGGCAGCAUGAUGAAACCCUGUUUACCCUCCUCCCCCCCACCAAAAAAAUAACUCCAACAAAACAAAAAAACUCCAGUGAUAUAUUAGGUCAGCAUUUUAAUCUAGCUGACUACUUUUCUUAUUUUUUCCAGCUUAAUAUAGGUUUACCCAUAUGAAAUUUCCAACAGUUGAUCAUUAGAAGGUUCACAUGGAAGGUGAUAUAUAAUUUCAUACAAUUUGUUUCUUCCCUAAUUUAUUAAUAGUAUGGAUUCCAAUGCUAUAUGUCAUUUCUCCAAAUAAGUGCUAAUGAACAUGGAAGCAUUUGCAGUGGGCAACCUGGUGCCUUGUCAUAGUGACCCUUGCCCUGCUUGGUGAGUGUGCUGUCUUCUGGGGCUUAGAACGAGGUGACAGUGUACUGUUGACUCUCACAGGCUGGGUUGGCCAUCAGGCACAGCACUGCAAGGUUUUCAGCAGCCAUCCUUUUUUUUUUUUUUGAGACAGUCUCACCAUGUUGCUGCCAGUAGAGUGCCCUGAUGUCAUAGGUCACAUCAACCUUCAACUCCUGGGCUAAGCCAUUCUCUUGCCUCAGCCCCUCAAGUAGCUGGGACUAUAGGUACCUGCCACAACACCCAGCUAUUUUUUUUUUGUUGUUGUUGUUGUUACAGUUGUCAUUGCUGUUUUAGCUGGCCUGGGCCGGGUUCGAACCCGCCAGCCUCGGUAUGUGGCUGGCGCCCUACCCACUGAGCUGUGGACGUCGCCCAGCCAUCCUUUCUUGAUGUGCAGUCUGUAUUAGCUGACCUCACCCCUGCUGUAGAACAUGAUGUAUGGGUCCCAAAGGUGUUCUCAGUCAACAAGGUUCUCUACAGUUGGCUCUCUGUAUCCAUGGGUUCCACAUCCACAACUCACUGCAGAUUGAAAAGGUCCAGAAAAAUAAAAUUCUACCAAGUUCCAAGAAACAAAUCAAAUUUGCUACAUGCUGAGUACUACGUUGAAUCCAUGUGCAUGAAGAGAUGUGGAGGCAUUGUUUGAGGUAUUUUAGAUAAUCUAGAGAUGAUUUAAAGUAUAUAGGAGGGUGUGUAAGUUAUAUGUGAAUAAUACACCAUUUUAUAUAAAGGACUUGAGCAUCCAUCCACAGAUUUUGGGUUGGAGGGGGUCCUGGAACCAAUCCCCGAUAGAUAACCAAGGGAAGACUGUAUAACUACUGGUUUUUAUUUGGGGAGAUGUGUCAAUCCUUUGAAGUGAGGCAAGAGAGAGUAUGGAGCUCCUGAGGUGUGUGCCAAAGAGCACAAAUUCAAGGGAUGGGUUGAGUGAGGCCCAUGUUGGUGAUAUAAUCUAUCCAUCAUUCCUCCUCAGUGUUGGGAAUAAUUCUUUUGGGCCCUUAGAGUUAGACAUUUCCAGAAGAACCACAUAAUCACUAUUGGGCUCUCAAGGUGGCCUUUCUUGGAAAUUCGCCUUCCCCAUGUUUUACCAAAGAUUCUACUGAUGCUGCUGUGUUUUAUGUCCUUGCCAGGGGGGUUUAACUCACCAUGCUCUUAUCUAGUGAUUUCUUUUCAUGAACAGAGUAGCAGCUCAUCCAGCAUUGCCUCCAAAGGGAGAAGUUUGUGUCUCCCAUGGAAAGAAACCACACAAAUUUCUUAUUGAUUCUAUGACUUUAUGGGGUACAAACUAGUGGACCCUAUAGAAUAGAAACAGUCCUAGUUGGUUGGCUUUAUAGGAUGAAAAUAAAGCUCUAAGAUGUUAAACUGCAUUUGUCUAUUCCCUUGAACUCUGAGCAAAGAAGCAGAAUGAUUCUUUGCCUAACUCAGCUUCUAAGGCAUUUGGGGGAAAAAGGCCACCUCACUGAUGGCUUCGGAUGAAAGUAAUGGCAACUUGCCUGGGAGAAGUGUGAGGGUGUAUCUAAUCCAAUCCUGCCAACCCAAAUGUGUUGUCAGAAGUCACUGUUCCUCAGGGGGCUCUGAAACUCACCCAGCAGCUUGCCCAGUCAGGACUCACCCCUAUCCUACCUGCUCUCAAGUUUGUGCUCCCAUUAUAACCUCAGAUAGGCAGGCAUGUUAUCCGGCAGACUACCUUUAUUAUUUUUUCAAGUGUACUAUAGCUAUAUAUUUCUCCAGGCUGAAGUAAGAAGCUGUCUAUCAAGAUGGGAAUGAAUCUGGCAUUAAAUAUCAGGCAUCAGUUGGUUUCACAGACUGGAAAAUUUAUUGUUGUUUGGUACAGUAAAGGAGAGGAAGUGUAUCAGUUCCUACUGUUCAGAGCUUUGUUCAGCCUCCCCUUGUUAAAAAUAAAUUCAAGGACGCUGAGUUACACGGCAGGAGCUGCUGGGUGGCCUGAUGGUGACAAGCAUCUGCACAGAAAGUCCUUGCUUCUCCUGCCACGCUUUGGGCCAUCAGGGUCAUUCUUUUUCAAAAGUACUGCAAGCUUGUCCAGAGAGGAGCUAUGAAUGGGGAGAGGGAGAAGAAGGGUUUCUAGAUCAGACCUGAAGUUGCAAUCUAAAUAUUUUUUAAUCACAAAUGAUUUUCUGAACUCUUGAAUGUCUCUCUUACUCCUAUGUCCCUCUCUGUAUCCAACCUCAGAGUGAUGGGAAGUAAAAAGUAGCUCCCGGGGAAAGACUGCUGCAUUGUGGGGAUCUAUUUGACCCUGGCUCAGAGUUGUACACUGUGUCCUCACUGUUGAGGGAAAGCUUGAUGUAUGUCGUAGUUAUGUCGCCUGAUUCUUUUGCUCAAGAGCACCAUCUCCCCUCGCCCUCCCAUUGCAGCAGAGGGUUCUGUCCGUCUGCGUGGCUCCUGGAGUUGGCAACCCAGCUUCUGUGCACCCAGCUUCCUCUUCCUGUCGUCUCAGGGCUGCUGCAGGUGUUCUUACAGCAAGUCAUGGUUAUAACCAGGGCAUAAAAACUAGGAGGAAGGUACAUACAGCGACAUUCCUUGUUUUGUGGUGGGAUAUGGCUGGGCCAUUUUGUAACAUCCUAUCUUCAUUCCAAGAGCAGCUCUUAGGGCUCUGCCGACUUCGCAUGCAUUUUCAUUUGUUCUAUCUCCCAACAGCAUGCUUCUCCAUUUCUUUACCUACCCAGUUAGUGCAACCCCUACCAAAAGAGUUAAAACUAGUCGCAGGGAAUCACUAUCUUAAACUUCUCCAAAAUAUGUAAUUAGGAAAUCUAAUUUUAAUUUUUUAAAAGAUACAUACAUGGUUUUAAGAAAUAAAAUCUGGUGAAUGAAAAUAACCAGAAUGGAAAUAGUUGGCAAACUGUCAGCUGCCAGGACGCUGCAGCCUGGCUGAUACAAACAAUCACUCAGCACAAGAAGAGAUGAAAGAAAAGAUAGUAUUGGUUCUGUUUAAAGUGGUGAUUGCAGGAGUACUCAAUAUUUAUUCCAAGGUGAGCUUCUGUAGAUUCACAGGGGCUGCAUUUGGCAUAAGGAAGUGUCAUCAAGACUAAUCUGUUUCUAGCUUCUUCCCUUCUGCAUAGCCUCUUUAUAGUCUGGCCAUUCUGGGGAAACAGGUAAACCUCAGACCUGGGCUGCCAAGGAACAUUUACAAAUUGUAUUUGAUCCAUUUUUACAUAUCAAGGCAAGGGUAUGAUAAGCUAUCCAGCCAAUCUGCAUCCUUUUUUUUUCAACCCCAACUUCCUCCUUUAGGGAAACACAGAUUCCAUCUUAUCUGAGAAAAGACCAUGCAGGGGUGUCCAACCUGCAGAGCUGCAUGCUGAUUUUGUGAGGACUUUUUUGCUUAUUUCUGGUGUCACCUGUCAUGAAAAAUAUGCCUGGACUAUUUUUUUUUUUUUUUGCUAACUCUCUUUCCUUAGUGUUUGUGCAUUUCAUAUGUGGCCCAAGACAACUUUUACUCUUCUAAUGUGCAACGGGGGGGCGGGGGGGGUGGACACCCUCUAAACUUCAGAGGCUAAAGCUGAAAAGAUUGGGUUGAGAUCUUUUUGUGCCUUGGUGUGGAACCUUUUGCUAGAAUCUCAGGAAUGCUGCUUUGAGUUUAGCUAGGGUGGUCCCCAGAGCCUGGCAUUCUCAGUAUUUCUCGGGGCCUCCCACCUCCCUCAACUGCAGUGUUAGCUAAUAAAUACUUUCAGCAUAGAACUGAAAGCUGUAAAUCAGAGCCAUUUUUUGUUUUGUUUUGUUUUCCACUUGAACAUUGUAAAAUUUUAUUGCAGUUUCCUUUGAACUUUCUUGCCACUGUUUGGAACCUUAAAAAUCCAGUCACUUUAUCCUUUGAAAUACAAAAUUACUCUUCAUUAGAGAUGAUUUCCUGUGUAUGUCUUUUGUUCCUUCAAUAGUCAGCUAACCUGCUUGAAGAUACUUAAAGGUUUACACAUACAGAUGACAAUUCAGUGCAUAGCCUUAUGUAACUUACGUGGCAUCGAAUAACCUGUUAACCUAGUUUGUUUCACUGGACUGUUGUGCUACUUAAUUCAAUAUUUUGAUGCUUUCCUUGGUCAAUGUUUUGUAAGAUGUUGUGAAUUUUAGUGUCAUUCAAAACAAUUGACAUUUUAAUAGAUUUUGUUUUGAAACAAUGUGCAGACAAAUUCCCAACUCAGAAUACCAAUUUGUUCUUGGGUCAGCCCACAGAAGCCAAUUGACUUCCAACAUAACAGAGAUGUAGGGCUAAGUCAGCCAGCUCUGGGGGGCUUUUGUGGGCUGAUCGGAAAAUUUCAUUGCCACCUGUUACGUAGUUCUUGUAAGAAAAGCAUUCCAGGUUGGGACUUGGGGUCCGGAGAACACCAUCUCUUCCUGUGGCGGCCACUUGCCACUUUGCAAAAUGGAAGCCCAGUCUCUUAACUACCAAGCUACAGUUAUAAGGGAGCAGAGGAAUGAGAAGCUUAUAGGACAUUCCCUAAACUGGGGAGUGGCUUUAUCAACUGUAUUUUGGUAUAGACUCCCUAUCAAUUUAAUGAUAUUAAAGCCUUAAAUAAAACUAUGCAUGCUUUUCUAUGUGCUAUUUUUUUUUAUCAGUAAAUAAGCUUAUGCUUCCCAGUUUGAUACACAGUUAUGAGGUGUAUAAAACUGAGUUUGACAGUAUUUUUUGCACUGUUCUCUAUUUUUAUAAAGUCUUAUUUAGAUAUUGGUCUGAGUUGAUAUUCUCACUGCCCUUGUCAUUGCUGUAAAAUGUUUCAAAUGUGCCUUUACAAAUGUGAGAUCUUCACUCUAACCUUUUUUUGUAAAAGAUAUCUAUUGAUUUCCAUAUGCAAUAAACCAUUUUUUUUCCAGAGAAAACAUGUCUUCUAACUCUUUUCUGUACUAUAUUUUUUAGUAGUUUUAAGUCCUUACAAGUGUAUCCCUUAUUCUUAGGAUUAUUUUCAUAGGCAAAAGUGCCCAGGAAAAUCUGCUUUCUUAGUUUUCUGGAACCCAUUUAUUGCCAGGCACUUUUUAGUCCCACAUAACCUGAUUAUACUAAAGUUAAUUUGAAAUUUACAAAAUUGUCAUGGGGCGGUGCCUGUGGCUCAAGGAGUAGGAUGCCAGCCCUAAAGGCCAGAGGUGGUGGAUUCAAACCCGGCCCCGGUGAAAAACUGCAAAAAAAAAAAAAAAAAAAGUCAUGGUUAGAAGAAACCUGAAAAGGGGUCAUCAGUAGGUAACUGGAGUGCAGAAUACACAGAAAUGGGUCUUUUUCACAAAUGCAAUGAUAACCCUCACUAAGCUCCAAGGGCCCCACAUCCCACUGUCAUCUGUUCAGGUACCAAACUUCUUGUUAUGGAAAAGGCAGGUGCCAGGCUGUUAGAGAAAACCUAAUUUUUUUUUUGACUUUUCAACUUUAUAAUAGUUUAUCUUGCCUCUAGAUUUAAAGGUUGCUGCCCUGUCCAGAUUCGCCCCAUAUCUGCCACAGCACAUAUACCAUGAACCCCUCUUAAUAUGAGUGGACACCUCCGUUGUACACCUCUGAUAAUUAGCAGGGAAUCUAACACCUAUAGUCACCCACUCACUACCUCUUUGACUAUUCAAAAGGUCAUUUAACUACCAGAGGUCCCAGCUAGUUUCACAUCCUGAGACUACUAUAAGCUAGUCAGGAGUGAAAAGAGAUGGCAACCAAAUCUCAUUAAACAUAUAAUCCCAUAGGUAUGGUGACUGUGGCAAUAGAACAUUUAUAAUUCUUGAAGGAAAAACUACAUAAUGAUUAAAAAGAUAAUAGAUAAAAUAUGCCAGUAAAACCAGAGGUCAGAUAGAAACACUAAUUUGUUUUCUUUUUCAUGAGCUGAGUAAAUACAUCAUUUAUUUUCUUUGGUUGAUAAAAAAAGUACAGAUCUUAUCAUAUAACUUGAGAUAAAAGAGUAACCACUGGGAGACCUGUUUGUCUCCAGACACUAUUAGCAGGGCUGGGGAAGAAAAUUUUAAGAUUGAAAAUAGAAACACAGAAGAAACUACCCCCUACCUAAAGAUAAAUAUAAGAAACAAUAACAAGGGACAUACAGAUGUACUAUAAAAUGACAAAACCAGGAUCAAAGAUGUCCCUGGUGAUUUUAUAUCUUACUUU
Nycticebus coucang (slow loris) is the source of this 14435-nucleotide messenger RNA. It is a transcript of the gene PTPN14, whose product is annotated as protein tyrosine phosphatase non-receptor type 14. The record is from RefSeq and is a predicted model, not a curated record. Gene Ontology annotation, biological process: protein dephosphorylation; lymphangiogenesis. Gene Ontology annotation, cellular component: cytoskeleton. Gene Ontology annotation, molecular function: protein tyrosine phosphatase activity. The coding region runs from base 268 to 3810 and encodes 1180 amino acids. The transcript has 20 exons. NCBI's taxonomy places the organism in Eukaryota, Metazoa, Chordata, Mammalia, Primates, Lorisidae.